UAUGGCCCGAUGCUUAUUGGAGUGUUCCUCAACAUGAUUUUGUACGGGAUGCUCUUUUAUUUCAGGACAUACCCAUUAGAUACGAUUUGGGUUCGGCUUUUUGUCGCUUAUCUCUUCAUACUGGAGACUGCAAAUACGGCCAUUGACAUGGCUAUGAUGUAUCAACCUUUAAUUGCGGAAUACGGUGUGCCGCACUACCGGUCAUUCCCUCGCGUAUUAAUAUCUACCCCAAUCCAAAUUUAUUUCGCUUGGAGAAUCCGGAAGAUUACUCAGACGUACUGGAUACCUGGCGUUGUUGUAAUGUUGGCGUUAGCGUCCUCUGCUGGAGGUUUCAUAACAGGAGUCAAGAUUGCGAAACUCAAGCUCUUUGCUGACAAGCCAGAACUACACUGGUCGGCGCUCUUGUGGUUCCUAACAGCCUGUGUCGCCGAUUUGUUGAUCACAGGAACGCUGGUUUGGAAUCUGGCUCAACGCAAGACGGGCUUUGCAAUUACGGACUCGGUGGUUGACAAAAUCAUCAGGAUGACGGUACAAACCGGGAUGAUAACCAACAAGAUCAGUUCUAUCUCGUUUGCUCAAUCACUUACUCUGCUGGAUAGAAACUUUCUCUGGGACCUUACGUUAGCCAAACUCUAUACCAACUGCCUAAUGUCAACCUUGAACGCGCGAGCGGGCCUGCUGAGGCCCAGUCAAAAUUCA
Molecule: messenger RNA, 699 nt
Organism: Lentinula edodes (shiitake mushroom)
Lineage: Eukaryota; Fungi; Basidiomycota; Agaricomycetes; Agaricales; Omphalotaceae
Exons: 9
Source: RefSeq, a predicted model, not a curated record